This is a messenger RNA of Rhipicephalus sanguineus (brown dog tick), 429 nucleotides long. RefSeq lists its product as uncharacterized. The coding region runs from base 24 to 428 and encodes 134 amino acids. The transcript is spliced from 2 exons. The record is from RefSeq and is a predicted model, not a curated record. Lineage: Eukaryota; Metazoa; Arthropoda; Arachnida; Ixodida; Ixodidae.
CGUACUACCUCUACCGUGCCUGCAUGGAUCCGGAUCCGAAGGGCGUCUCGGAACUGAAGAACUUCAUGCGAGAACGAGGGCUCUGGUGGCCGGAGUAUGGCUCAACCGGUCGCCACGCGCUUUACGUGGCUCUUGACCUGCUCAUCAACUGGGGCGUGCCCUUCUGGUUUGAGAUGAGUCUGCGCCGACUGCCCAACGAGUCCCGGUACAGCAUAUACAUCAACUACGUCAGGACGAUGGACACAUGGAAGCGGCGACAGCAGGUCUCGGCCGACGCGGGUUUCCUCAAGGACUACGCCAACGGCCUGUACAGCGUGUUCGGGGCAUCCAAAGAAGCGUACUCCCGCAUACCGACGCUGUUGCAGCUAGAGGCCGCCACGCACCACAUUAUCGAGUCGCCCGAAUCGCGGUAUGUGAAUUCAUGGUGAA